AUGGCGAACCGCAACGUGAUGACGCCUGUGAAUGGGAGCAGAUCGCGAUCGACUGCGACAACCGAGCCGUCGCAGCCGAUGUCGGAAACAUCAGCCGAUCAAAAGGUCGUGGCAUGGACUCCGAGUGUGGAGAAGGAUCUGUUCCCCGAUCCAGCUGCGAAAGAGCAUGCCGCUCCAGAUUCCAGCGCCCCGACCGUUUAUUCCCCCCCCGGAAGAGUUCCAUCCACUCUUUUGAACGAGAAUUUCCAUCAGAUCUCCCUGGCUCCCGACACUGCGAUGUGGGUCGAGCACCUCCUCAGCCGUGGACACGACCGCCGUGGCAUUUCCGACGCAUGGCUCGAAGUUCCUGCCGCUCACAGGUAUCACAUGUGGCCGAAUACUAUGCUCCAACUUCUUAUGAACGACCCUCGGGUUGCACUGGAGGCCCUGGUCGGUAUGCGAUGCAUGCCGGUCACCGGGAGUUUCAACCCUAUCUCCGAUGCGCUCAAGGCUAUCCUGACGUCGGCCUUCGAACAGUAUCCCAACUACGAGCAGAAACUUCCUUCCAAUGUCUUCUCCGUGGUGAUGGAGGUGUUCUCUGCCUGGUCGACCAAAUGGUAUUACAUCGAUGCGAAGGUGUACUAUAUCCUUUUCACACACAGCGACGAGGCUCAAUUACAACAACUCGUCGGCGUGAUAUCGCGGGCGGGGGGUGUGGCGUCUCUUCAUUUCGAGACGCUCAUGCAUCUGGUCACGGCCUUUGGUCGAAUCGGCCGGUACAACGAUGCUAUGGGUGUUCUACGCAUUGCAGCCGGAAUGCCAAAAUGGGGGCAAAGAAAAACAGUGAUCGAAAAAGUCUGCACCACGAUUCUACAUAAGAGCAUGAAGCAAGCCGAUGGAUACCAACAGAACACCCGAUUAGUAGCGGAAAUGGUCGAUCUCGGCCUGCAGCUCAACGUCAUCCACUACAACGUUCUCCUCUACAACGCGUUUCGCGCACGCGAUAUCGAGACCGCCAAGACGCUGUUCGAUCUCUACUACCAGGUCGGCAUCAAACCCGACCAUUACACCGUUGCGACCAUGCUGUACGGUCUUCAGAGGACCACAGAUCAUGAACUGAAACACGCCAUCCUUGACCAUGCGAUCCAGAUGCAAAGGAACCACGCGACGCCAGGGCUGGCCGACCAUAUCCUCCGGGCGUUCUAUUUAUAUUCCAAAUCCGAGGGCCACAAAGUGUCUCUCGAAGGGACACUGCAAACCUACGGCUCCAUGUUUGAUGACCAGAUUCUACAUGAGCUGGGGGUGUAUGAGGAUUCGACCGAUCCGGACACCAUUCCGCGCCACGGGUCGCUGAUAUUCCCCACCACCAAUGCGAUCAAGACGGUUCUUCACGCGUACAUGUCUCGCAAACCAUUCAUGGCCUCGCCUCGGGAACUGGUCCCGCUCUACAACCGCUUCAAGAGCCUGUGCUUAGACAGCAAGAUCUUCUCCUCGGUAUUGGAUAGGUCAUCCCUCUACAACCUGUUCCUGUUCGCCUUUGGACGCCGCCAGGAAACUGUGCACCUCUGCCUCGAGAUCCUCGCCGAUAUGACCCGUCGACGGCGCGGUGGCCGCGAGCAGGCCCAUUCGUGGAUCGCGGGUGUUGACGAUCCCAGCGAGCCAUCCCCACUCGCGUCCGACCAGAAGCUGCGGCAGAUGCUGGUCAUCCCGGAUCACGUGGACAGGCCCAUGAAAAAGCGCCCCCGCCCGUACGAGCCCGACGUUUUCACCUACAACAUCCUCCUCCGCGCCUUCAUGAAGCAUCGCCACUUCGAGGCCACGUCGCGGAUUCUCAUGUUGAUGGGGAAGCAUGGGAUCAGCCCUAACGUCACGACGUGGAAUACCCUGGCCUCGUCCUACGUCAUCAGCGGCAAUCUCAAGUACGCAGCCGAUACGCUAAAUGCGAUGGAUAAGGAAGGGGUUGCCGUGACGGAUGAGACCAUCCGGCUCAUGGUCGAGGGCGGAGGGAGACAGCUCGUCGAGGAGAUGGAGACGCGAGGUUCCGAAGUUCAGGAAUAUGGGGUCGAGGAUCCCGAGGCGAGAGGUUUUCAGGACGCAGAAUCCGAAGACGUACAUGAUCCAUCCAAGGAAUGA
Messenger RNA from Eremomyces bilateralis CBS 781.70, 2112 nucleotides. RefSeq lists its product as uncharacterized. Gene Ontology annotation, molecular function: protein binding. Lineage: Eukaryota; Fungi; Ascomycota; Dothideomycetes; Eremomycetales; Eremomycetaceae. The record is from RefSeq and is a predicted model, not a curated record. The transcript has 2 exons. The coding region runs from base 1 to 2112 and encodes 703 amino acids.